This is a messenger RNA of Racocetra fulgida, 253 nucleotides long. The record is from the annotation of a GenBank genome assembly. Lineage: Eukaryota; Fungi; Glomeromycota; Glomeromycetes; Diversisporales; Gigasporaceae.
AUGGGGAAAGACUACUAUAAAAUUCUUGGUGUCGAUAAAAAUGCAGACGAAGAAGAACUUAAGAAAGCCUAUAGGAAGCAUCAAGGUAGUGCUGAUAAAGAGGCCGCGGAGAAAAAGUUUAAAGAAAUUAGUGAAGCAUAUGAAGUGCUUAGCGAUAAAAAUAAACGGCAAAUUUAUGACGCAUAUGGUGAAGAAGGUUUGAAAGGUGCACCUCCGCCUGAUGCGGGUGGAGCAUUUCCCGGCGGCUUCCAAG